AUGAGCAAAGCUUGGUCGUCAAAGGAAGAUGAUAUCCUUGUUAGACUUGGCAACAGAGGAAAUAGGAGAAGAAUGAGGACGACAUAUUUGAAACACAAGACCGCCAAACAAUGUGCGGAGAGAUGGAAAAAUAUUCAAGGAUAUAUCGACAGACCAUUCGCCCCUUUUGAGUGUAAUAAGAUUCGGUAUUUGUAUCGGCUAUGUGGUCCUCGCUGGGGAAGAAUUUCCGCAGUUCUUCACCGCUCUCCUCAAAUGUGUAUGGAAUGCUGGCUUUCUUUAAAGGAUAUGGAUGAAGAGGCUGCGAGAAUACGCGGGAAAAUGGCUGUCCAGCGGCUUCUUUCCUAG
This is a messenger RNA of Paraglomus brasilianum, 345 nucleotides long. The record is from the annotation of a GenBank genome assembly. NCBI's taxonomy places the organism in Eukaryota, Fungi, Glomeromycota, Glomeromycetes, Paraglomerales, Paraglomeraceae.